AUGUGGGAGCCGCGGAGAGAAACGGGAAAGUUUCACGGCGGGGUCGGGCCGCGGGCCGCGGGCACGGCGCGGCGUCGGGAUCCCGGUCCGGCUUCUCCCGGAGCGACGACUCCCGGCGGUCCCGCGGAUCCGGAGCGCAGCCGGCCUGCGGGACGGAAAACAAAAGAGAAAGGACAUGUGCGAGGAAGGAAGGCGGAGGGGAGGCGGGGGGAGCGCAGCCUGGAGUUUAUUUUCACUUUUAGCCCGGGCGCUGCUGGGAGCGGUAGUCUCGGAGGAGGAGCGGGCGCACCCCGCCGCCAGUCGCUGGGGGCUCAGCCGGCACCCGGCUCCUUCCCACCCCACCCCAUUCACUCCCAUCCCACCCGCGGGCCGGGUUCUGUGCCUCGGCUGGCCGCCGGCACACCCCCACCCUGCGCCGGGCCCUGCUCGGACGGCUCUCCGCACCGCCACCGUCACACGAGGCCCGCCCGCUCCCGCUUCGGCCCGGGCCCGGCCCCCCUUCCCGCCUCGCGCCCCCCGCAGGACACAGACGCGGCACCGACGCGGCCCCUCAGCCCGCAGCCUUCCCGCCCCGCUCAACACGAGGCCAGGCUCGCGGCCCGCGGCCUGCCCCCGCCGCCCGGCGCUUACCGGUGA
Molecule: messenger RNA, 636 nt
Organism: Lagopus muta (rock ptarmigan)
Lineage: Eukaryota; Metazoa; Chordata; Aves; Galliformes; Phasianidae
Product: translation initiation factor IF-2-like
Exons: 2
Coding region: 1-636 (211 amino acids)
Source: RefSeq, a predicted model, not a curated record